Verruconis gallopava is the source of this 2181-nucleotide messenger RNA. RefSeq lists its product as uncharacterized. The record is from RefSeq and is a predicted model, not a curated record. NCBI's taxonomy places the organism in Eukaryota, Fungi, Ascomycota, Dothideomycetes, Venturiales, Sympoventuriaceae. The coding region runs from base 615 to 2174 and encodes 519 amino acids. Gene Ontology annotation, molecular function: oxidoreductase activity, acting on paired donors, with incorporation or reduction of molecular oxygen; iron ion binding; monooxygenase activity. The transcript has 3 exons.
CGUGUAUAGUCACGAGAGGAAUCAACACCGCAGAGAAGGUUGCGCCCAGUUGCCUACCGUAAGCGCAGCACAUGGCCACAUGCUAGUUCUAACGCAGCAAGCGACGUGUGGCCGGGGCCUCGGUUUGUGAAUAGCAUGAAAAGUCACAGCCAGGGAGAUCAUUUCAACCCCAGGUUUGCUGGCUUAUCGACUCCUUAACCACUUCGAACAAAACGCCAUGCGGGGUAACGAGUGAUCGGGCCCUCCCCCUCCCUCAUCGGCGCCCAUCUUUGGAAAUCCAAGAGCCAAAAGGGAGAUCACAAUUGUCAAUCGAGACAUUCCAUGCGCUGUCCCUGCUCCGCUUAUUCGCUCUGCCUAAAACACUAUCAGCUCUGACUGACAUGGCAGGACCGUCUCCGACCUCAAUCAGUACAGUAAUGGCCAACACGCCCCAGCCCAUGCCACUUGACAUUUUGUCCAACGAUACCCUCGUGCUCUAGCGCCCACUCUUGGAUGCCCUCGGUUUCACGAGCAAAGUCGCAGCCUCUACCAGCCAACUUAAAGUGAAGUGGUGUCAAUCACGUAUCAUUCGCAGUCUUUGUCGACCUCGUCACUCCGCACAAACGCUGUUCGACAUGUUAGGAGAUAUCCUACCCUACGCAACCCCAGCAAGUACGUUUGCUGGAGGGUUGACUUUGAGUGUCGCCGUUCUCCUGAUUGUUCGCCUUCAAUAUGAAUACAAGUUCAAACGUGCAGGUGCUGUACAUGCAGGACAGCUCGCAACAAACCCAAUAACAGCUCUGCCAUGGCUUUGGUCCAUUGGUUGGGCCCAGGCAUCAAACAACAUGCUCGCCUUCUUUCGUCUAGCCUUGUCAAAGCAAAAGCCACACGCUCCGCAAAUCAUUGAAAUCAAUGUCACGGGCGGUCAACGAUUUCUCUUUACGGAUGAUCCUGAGCACAUCAAGGCCAUUCUUACAGGGAAAUUUGCCGACUAUGGCAAAGGGAAGCAGUUUCACGACGUCUGGAAGCCGUUCUUAGGAGACAGCAUCUUUACAACAGAUGGACAAAUGUGGCAAGACUCUCGGAAUCUGAUUAGGCCAAUGUUCGUGAAAACACGAGUCAGCGAUCUGAACAUUUUUGAGAGAUGGACGCAAACAAUGUUAACUCAAUUCCCGGCAUCAGGCCACACCUUCGAUAUCCAAGACCUGUUCUACCGGCUGACUAUCGACGUCAUCACGGACUUCCUGCUUGGCGGUUCAGUUAAUUCUUUGGAGAAUCCCCGUGUAAGCUUCGUCAAAGCCUUCACAGAUGUCCAACGCAUGCAAACCAUGAUCACUGUUCUGAUGCCCAUCGAGAAAUUCAUACCGCGGGGCAAAUAUAACCGGGGCAUUAAAAUCAUGGAGGACUUCAUUACGCCGUUCAUUGACAGAGCACUGAACCUUACCGACGACGAGUUGGCAAAGAUUAACAAGUCCGAGCGGAGCUUCACAUUCUUGCACGCAUUGGCCCAGUUUACGCGGGAUCCUCAAGUGAUUCGUGAUCAAAUCAUAGCCGUGCUACUGGCUGGUCGCGACACAACUGCAGCGACGUUGUCAUGGAUGUUCCAUGAACUCACGCAAGCGCCUCAAGUGUACUCUAAGAUGCGAGAAGAGGUUUUGCAAGUGGUCGGAGAUGAGCGACCACCCACAUACGAUGACCUCAAGAACCUGAAGUAUCUUUCGAACUGUCUGAACGAGACGCUGCGCCUAUAUCCCGCAGUACCAUUCAACGUCCGUUACGCCUUGACUGACACUACCUUACCUAAUAUCAAUCGCAGCCAGCCUGAUAUCACCGCUGUGAAAGGCGAUGCAAUCUUUUAUUCUGCAUUUGCCAUGCAACGAAGGGCUGAUCUGUAUCCUUCACCUUCGCCAACAUUUGCUCCGGUAGAACAAUUUAGCCCGGAGCGUUGGGAAAACUGGCAGCCACGCCCGUGGCAAUAUAUCCCCUUUAAUGGAGGCCCUAGGAUUUGUGUUGGUCAGAACUUUGCUCUCACGGAAAUGGCCUAUGUUUGUGUCAGGAUUUUGCAGCGAUACGAGAGGCUAGAGGGCAGGGACGAUUAUAGCAAGCAAUUCCACAAGGUCGAGAUCGUGGGCACACCUGGUCGUGGGGUCAAAGUCGCCAUGUAUGAGGCUAAGAGAGGCGUGCGAGAGGCAUGAAAGUGUU